This is a messenger RNA of Brenthis ino (lesser marbled fritillary), 2175 nucleotides long. Lineage: Eukaryota; Metazoa; Arthropoda; Insecta; Lepidoptera; Nymphalidae. The record is from the annotation of a GenBank genome assembly.
AUGGCUACGGACGACAACACCGAAAUUGAUUGGGGAAAUGAAAGGCUAAUUCGAGCUCAACGGGCUGUAGAAGCAAACGUAUAUGAUGUAGAUUCGUGGUCUCUAUUAAUACGUGAAGCGCAAACAAGACCUAUAAAUGAAGUCCGGACUAUGUAUGAAAAGCUGAUCGCCUCAUUCCCUACUACAGGCCGGUAUUGGAAGAUUUAUAUUGAACAAGAGAUGAAGGCAAGAAACUUUGAAAAAGUAGAAAAGUUGUUUCAGCGAUGUCUCAUGAAGAUUUUAAACAUUGAACUGUGGAGACUCUACUUGAAUUACGUGAAGGAGACGAAAUGCAUGUUGCCAACAUACAAAGAAAAAAUGGCACAGGCAUACGAUUUUGCAUUGGACAAAAUCGGCUUGGACAUCCACGCCUACCCAAUUUGGAAUGAUUACGUCACGUUCCUCAAAAGUGUGGACGCUGUUGGUUCGUACGCUGAGAAUCAGAAGAUUUCUGCUGUUAGAAAAGUUUACCAAAGAGCAGUAAUAACGCCCAUCAUCGGAAUAGAAACUCUAUGGAAAGAUUACAUUGCGUUCGAGCAAGGCAUAAAUACUAUAAUUGCUGAACGUAUGGCGAUGGAGAGGUCAAGGGAAUACAUGAAUGCAAGGAGGGUAGCAAAGGAACUAGAGACGGUGACGCGGGGGUUGAACAGGAACAUGCCGGCCACCCCGCCUAAUGUUGAUAGGGAGGAAAUGAAACAGGUGGAGCUAUGGAAGAAGUACAUAGCAUGGGAAAGGUCCAAUCCCCUCAGGUCAGAGGACACGGCGCUGGUGGCACGGCGCGUGAUGUUCGCCAUUGAGCAGUGCCUGCUGUGCCUCGCGCACCACCCCGACGUGUGGCACCAGGCGGCGCAGUUCCUGGACCACUCCGCCAAACUGCUGCAGGAGAAAGGGGACUCGAACGCGGCGCGGCUGUUCUCGGACGAGGCGGCGGCGGUGUACGAGCGCGCCACCAGCGGCCCGCUCAAGCGCUCCACGCUGCUGCACUUCGCGCACGCCGACUACGAGGAGAGCCGUCUGCACUACAACCGGGUGCACCAAGUGUACACGCGCUACCUGGACAUGGAGGACAUCGAGCCCACGCUGGCCUUCGUGCAGUACAUGAAGUUCGCGCGCCGCGCCGAGGGCAUCAAGUCCGCGCGGACCGUGUUCAAGCGCGCCAGGGAGGACCCCAGAUCCCGUUACCACGUAUUCGUUGCUGCCGCCUUGAUGGAGUACUACUGUUCCAAAGACAAGAACAUAGCGUUCAGAAUAUUCGAGCUGGGACUGAAGAAGUUCUCGCACAUCCCCGAAUAUGUCCUGUGCUAUAUUGAUUAUCUGUCGCAUUUGAACGAGGACAACAACACGCGAGUGCUCUUCGAGAGAGUUCUCUCCUCCGGCAGCCUCAAGCCGGAGAGCUCCGUAGACAUCUGGAACAGGUUCCUGGAGUUCGAGUCCAAUAUAGGGGACUUAGUUAGUAUCGUGAAGGUGGAGAAGAGGAGGCAGGCUGUGUUGGAGAAGAUCAAAGAGUUCGAAGGCAAAGAAACGGCUCAGUUGGUGGACAGGUACAAGUUCCUCGAUCUCUACCCGUGCAGCAUCGCCGAGUUGAAGUCCAUCGGGUACACAGAGGUGGCGUCGAUGUCAAAUAAGUCGUGGGCUCUCGGGGGCCCGCUCGCCGGCAUCUCCCCCGAGCUGGCCGCCGUUAUUUUGGGACAGAAGGAUAACGAUCCCAACAAGGACAUAGCGCGUCCCGACACCAGUCAAAUGAUCCCGUACAAGCCCAAGGCGAACCCCCUCCCCGGGGAACACCCGAUACCCGGCGGCACGUUCCCGAUGCCGUCGAGCGCGGCGCACCUCUGCACGCUGAUGCCGCCGCCCGCCUCCUACCGCGGCCCCUUCGUCGCCGUCGACCGCCUCAUGCAGCUCUUCAACAGGAUCGCCUUGCCCGACAGGCCGCCGGCGCCGAGCCCCGAGAACGGCUGCGACACGAAGCUGUUCGAGCUGGCGCGCUCCGUGCACUGGAUAGUGGACGACGACGGGCUCGCCGCCGUGCACACCAAGAGCCGGCGGCGGCGCGCGGGCGACGACUCGGACUCGGACUCGUGCGGCGCGCCGCCGCUCAACGACGUGUACCGCGCGCGCCAGCAGCGCCGCGUCAAG